AUGUUCGCGAACUCAGAUGGGUUCGUUCGUUACGAAGAGUGUGAUCGACGUGUGCGCGUCGCCGCCGGAGAAACCUUCCCUAUCGUAGGGUAUGGCGACGUGACGGUAACCCUUAGCUCGCGCGACGGUACAACCGACCUGUUGUUGAAACGGGUUGCACACGUCCCCCGACUAGACUACAACCUAGUAUCUCUCACUUCCCUCUUCGACGACGGGUUCGAAACCAAAACCCUCAAAAAACACGACUUGGAAUUGGAGAGAGUGGGGGGGGAGUCGGUGCACUUCCCCCGAUGCGGUAACCUGUACGUCCGAAACGGUUCCCGCACACACAACGAACAUGCAUCUCCCACAAUUGCUCCUGGCAACGCGAAAGCGCCCAGCACCCCCGUUGACAUCAACGAUUUCCACUGCGCGCACGGCCACUCCCACGAGGUGCUGCUGAGGACCACGGCGAAGCAGCAGGGGACGAUGCUGGUGGGCGAGCUCCUGGAGUGCCUGGGGUGCUCGACGGCGAAGGGACUUUCCACGCCCAUCCCUAACAAAACGUCAACCCGAGCAGCUAAACUGCAGCGAGUUUUCGUGGAUUUGAGUGGAAAAACUAGGGCGCAGAGCUUGGGGGGAAAGUGGUACACCCUCAUUGUCAAGGAUGAUUUCACAAGGUGGAAUCGUGUAUAUUUCCUGAAGCACAAAUCAGACGCAGCUGAGGCAUUCGAGAGGUACCUUGCAGAAAACCGGGCAGACGGUGCCCCGUCCGAUGUCAUGGUCGUGAGAUCUGACAACGGAGGAGAGUUUUUCUACGGAGAGUUCGGCAGGGUGUGCCGGAAGUACUGCAUCAAGCAAGAGUUCUCCCCUGCACACAGCCCAGAAUACAACGGUGUAGCUGAUAGAGCACUGGAUCUGAUCAAAGAUGCAGCACUAGCCGCCCGUAUCCAAGCGUCAACUUUCCCCCCGGAGCCCCGAACUACCCCUCCUUUUGGGUCGAACGCCAUAGCUUGGGCAAGCAACGCCCUGAGCUGCACCUCCACCACAUCCAACCCAGUGAAGAAAUCGCCGUGCGAGUUGUGGCACGGGCACCCUCCCCCGCCGCGGGCGACGAACCCGUUCCUCCAACCUGCCGUAUACAAGGUCAAGCGCACGCACAAGUCCGAGCCGAAAGCCCAAAAGUGUUUUUACCUCGGCCCGGGAAUCAAUACCAACCGUGAUUGCGUGCGCAUCUUGAACGAAAAACGCCAAGCGAUCACAACUCGCAACUCCACCUGGCAAUCCGUACCCGCUGCCCCCACCGCCCUGCCCCAGUCGCUGCCUCCCAUCGCUGAGGAGGAAGAGGAAUUCGCGACUGGGGAGGAUGAGGUUGGGGAGGGCGCGUCGAGCCAAGGUGGAGGGAGGGCGGAGGGAGAACCUGUGGAUGGAGGACCAAGUUUCAACCUUGAGACGACGGCAGUACCGGGGCCUGCGGGGCUGCCCGCGCGGGUAGCGCCGGCGGCGCCGCCGGCUGCGCCCCAGGAGCCGGGUGCGGGUGAUGCUAGCGAUGGCGCCCCCUCGAGCAGGGAGGGCGCGAGGGUCGCCCCAUCUACCACGUCGGCCGGCAUGGCCGAUGUGGGCGGCGGCGAGGACGACCGCCGCAGUAGCAGCCGCCGCGAUAGCGGCGGCAGCGGCAGCGACAGCGGCAGCGACAGCGGCAGCAAUAGCAGCGGCAGCAGCGGCAGCAGCGGCAGCGGCAGCGGUAGCGGUAGCGACAGCGAGACGGAUCUCCCGGCGCUCCGUGGGCCAGAGGCCCGGCGGCUCGCCCGCUUCGACAAGCCGGCGGAACUCACGCGCCGCCUCACCAGGGAGAACCCUCGCCGAAAUCCGAGGUACGAGUCGCCCCCGUUGCCGACAAGUACCGAAGCCCUGCUCGCCUCGGCGGCGAGCCUGCCCGUCAGCAGCACGGAGAAGUUCACCAGUUGGAUGCUCUCGGCGGUACUUCACGUGGCGGAAGGGCUAGAGGCUAGGGCGGCGCGAGAGUUGCUGUUCGAGCGCGCGGAGGAGGCCCACGCUGCGCGCCAAGAGGCGGAGGACUUCCUGCUGGGUGCGGUGGACCUCAUGCUCAACUCGCCAGACGCCUUCGAGACGGCUCUGGCGUCCCACGAGCUAAGUGAAUCCCCCAUUGGCAAUCGUCCGAGUGGUGUAGAAUCCCCCCCCAUGACCGGAGCCGGCGUUGCCAAACGGCGCGCCAGAGGUGUGAGCCCAAAGUGGUGCUUUAGUUGGAAGACCAACAAGGAAGGGAAGAUAGACAAGUUCAAAGCGCGUCUGGUUGCUAGGGGGUUUUCGCAAAUCCCGAACGUCGAUUAUUUCCAUUCGUCUUCCCCUUGCCCAUCAUCCGCAUCCACAAAACUAAUGCUUGCGGUAGAAAACGAGAAGGGCAUGAGCCUCAUUUACUGGGAUGCGAAGCAGGCGUACACACACGCCACGCUAGACGAGGAGGUUUUUCUGAGGCUCCCCGCUGGGUGCGGGGACCAAUCGCAUAAGAUCGUCAAGGCUGAGCGUGCGAUUUACGGUCUGAAGCAGAGCGGUAGGCAGUGGGGGUACCACGCUGCUGAUACGCUAGUCGAGAACAAGUUCGAGCAGUGCAAGGCGGACCCGUUUGUUUUCCGCAAGAUGAUAGACAAAGUCGUGGUGAUGAUUAUCGUGAUCUACGUGGAUGACAUUUUGGUGGCUGGGUCUGACGAGGAUUGCGAGAUGUUGCUUGCUUCUCUCAACAUGGUGAAACACUUGGAUGUACAGUCGACCUCCCGCAUCCCUGCUUCCCCUGGUGUCGACCUAGGACCGAAGCAAGAUGACGAGAAGGGAGGGGAGUGGCCGGUGAGGGAGGCCACCGGCAGCAUGAUGUGGGUGUCAACGUUCUCGCGUCCAGGCGCCUCGUUCGCCGUGCGUGCGGUAGCGCGCCACGCCCACGCCCCGGCGAAGAGGCACUGGGAUGCCAUACAGAAGAUUCUCGGCUACUUGAAAGGGACGAGGGACCUCGGCAUCACUUACCAACGGGGAUCGGGGUUAGGGCUUGCCAUGUACGUAGACGCUAGCUACGCCGACACGGAGGACAAGCGUUCGGUGUCAAGGUUGGCGACGACGGUUGGAGGUCGCACGAAACACAUCGACAUGAGGUUCCAUUUCAUCCGCGGAAUGUUUAGGCUGAGAGAUAUUUCGGUCAAGUUUGUUCCGACAACGGAGCAACACGCGGACCUCCUCACCAAGGCCCUUAGCAGGGCCAGUCUGCAGUACCACCGGCGCAAGUUGAUGAAUUUGCCGGAGUAG
Ectocarpus sp. CCAP 1310/34 is the source of this 3291-nucleotide messenger RNA. The record is from the annotation of a GenBank genome assembly. NCBI's taxonomy places the organism in Eukaryota, Phaeophyceae, Ectocarpales, Ectocarpaceae.